Aspergillus terreus NIH2624 is the source of this 6249-nucleotide messenger RNA. It is a transcript of the gene atg2, whose product is annotated as putative autophagy regulatory protein Atg2. The transcript has 4 exons. Gene Ontology annotation, molecular function: phosphatidylinositol-3-phosphate binding. The record is from RefSeq and is a predicted model, not a curated record. Gene Ontology annotation, biological process: reticulophagy; piecemeal microautophagy of the nucleus; autophagosome assembly. The coding region runs from base 1 to 6249 and encodes 2082 amino acids. Gene Ontology annotation, cellular component: extrinsic component of membrane; phagophore assembly site. NCBI's taxonomy places the organism in Eukaryota, Fungi, Ascomycota, Eurotiomycetes, Eurotiales, Aspergillaceae.
AUGGCGUACUUCCUACCCUCCUUCUUCCAGAAGCGACUGCUUCGAUAUGCUCUGUCCCGGCUGGAGCUUGUCGACACCGAAGCACUAGAUCUGGACAGUCUGGGAAUUCGCUGGGGCCAACGAAGCACCGUUGAACUGCGCGAUAUUGGCCUGAGGCUGGAGAAAUUAUCGACGCUUCUCCGUCUGCCUCCCUCCAGUGAACUACUCAGUGCUCGGAUCCGGCUGUUGAGGUUGACAGUCCCUGCGGAUAUCUACAGCAGUGGGAUCAUCUUUCAAACGAGCGGUAUCGACGUCCACCUCCGGUUGCCCCUCAACGACGUAUCUGCGGACCAGGAUACACAUCGAAGCCCCACAGAUGAUACCGGGGAUGAUCAUGUCUUGCCAAACCCGACUGACCUCGCCGAGUCGUUCCUACAGGCAGAACCAAAAGAAGAGAAAGAGGAGCUGCAGGCCGCCAUAUCAUCCCAGUCCCAGGUGCUACAGCAUACUUCGACAUCAUCCAGCGACGAUGAAGAGGAGUUUGGUCUGGGCGAAGAGGCCGUCUCGCUACCCAGUUUUGUGGCAGGCUUCUUGAAAGGUGUCGUGGAACGACUACAAGUUGAGGUCGAGGACGUUUCCAUACGGGUGGAUGUCGAGACAAAGCAAGAUGGCCCGUCGAAGCGGCAGCCUGAGGAAAAGCCGGAUCUCGUGACGGGGCUUAUAAGCGUUCGCCAGAUCAACGUGGGUGCAGUUUCGAAAUCUCAUGAUUCCGAAGAAGGCAUAUUACGUUGGGGCAAACGGCAGAUCUCGGUCUCUGAUGUCAACCUUGCUCUAAUAUCUGACCCGAUCGUCUUCUCCAACUACUCUCGAUUUACCGCUCCUCCACUCUCUCCUUCCACCCCUGUCCAGUCGAGGCCAAGUCAACCUCCCAGCGAAGUUAUGUCGCCUUCACCAGAGCUCAAUCCGUCAGAUUCAAAUCCCGGCCUAGGCAUGACACAGUCCACUAUUUUCGCUCCCCCACAGAGCGACGAUGAACCUGUUCCAGAAGCUCCUCAUGAGUUGGAAAUGGCAGGGUCGGUCUACACCUACGAUGGGCGGUUCUCGGACGCCGACACGGAAGAAACCAGGAGCUAUGGACAUCUUGGAGACUCGCAGAACUUCUCGGACGACGAUAAACUGCUAGAUAAUCCGGAUUACUUGGAUUCUGUUAUCGACUCUCACUUGCAUGACGAGGAUCUCGAGCGCUCAGUCAAUCUCCCCAGAGAUGAUGCACCCUCCGCCCGAGAAGAAGACACUCCCCGACUCCAUGAUUCCAGUACCUUUAACUUCGAGCCCACAAUGGCCCAUCACACCCUACAGGAAGUUUCUUCUCCCACAAUUCAUGGGCAGGUCUUGGAAGAUAGGACGGGGUCAUUUGGCAGCGCUUCCCUUGGGCGGGAUGCUUCCAGUGAACAUUCCCUGCCAGAAGAUUCAUUGAGCGAGAACCAGCAUGCCGAAGAACCUCAGCAUGAAGUACGAGCACAUAUGUCUGGAUCUCAACCCGCACCUCCUUCUGAAGAAGGUAGUUCAAGCUCCACCUCUAAUUCCUUCAGAGACGGUGACCUUUCUGAAUCCAAGAUAUACUCUCAUGAAGAAGCACAAAGCAUGUACAUGAGCGCCAUUAGCCAUGGAUCGACAUCCAGAAGCUUUGUACCUAACAUCCCUGGGGCAUGGGAUUCCCCGGGAUCUACCGCGACGCGGUAUUUCGACGUCCAUAAUCGAUCACAAUGCUCCGGCGACACAAAUCGGACUCGUGACGAGAAAGACGAAACAACGGCAGCGACACCACGGCUUCAUGCACAAGCAGGAUCACAUAUCCCCCAAGAAUAUCCUUUGGAUGGAUCUCGCACGGCACAUUCCGAAGCCACUGAUAAAGGCUCUUUUGAGUCGACCCAGGGCUUGAACAAGCUCAACGACAUUGCAAAGAGGUUUUUGACAAUUGAUAAAAUGUCUAUUUGGGUACCUUCGCGGGAUGGGACCGAUGAGCCUUCCGGAGCCGUGUCUGAAAUGUCUUUCUCUCACGGAGGCGUGGAUCCAAACGUUUCUGGACACUCAGAGCGACGGUCCUACCCUAAACGCUCACAAGAUGAGACUGCCAUCGAACUUCAUUCAGCUGAGAUCCAUUUUGACAUCUCCACUGGGUGGCUCCUUGCUAAAGUCGGCCAGAGAGUUGUGGAUGCCUUUGCCCAUAACGAUUCGGAAACACCCAAAAAGAGUCGCUCACAGCAAGAUUCGCACAGUGACCAAGCAAUCAGUCUCUCCUUUGGCAAGUUUUCAAUCAAAUUUGUCGAACAUAUCCCGGGGCAUGCCUACCCCCCCGAAGAUUCUCGAAUACAUUCUCCAACAUAUUUCGGAUUAAUGCAUGAAGAUGUUCUUUUACAAACUACGGUGGCUGGCUUGCAAGCCCAUUACUCAGAGACUGGCAACGCGACAAAGCUCCGCUUAGAGCUAGCAAAGUUCACAUUGGGUUUUGCGUCUGAAGAUCUCAUCUCGUUCAGCGAGGACCUGAAAAUGCGAGAGUCGGUACGAGAUGUCUUGUCUCCUGUGCACGGAGAUGUUUCCCUCUCCUUGACAAAAUCAGCCGAUUCUGCGAGAGUCAACAUUGCAACACUCCCCUUGCAAGUGAAUAUCAAUGUCCAGCGUUUGGAGGACGUAUUGGGGUGGAUUGGUGGCCUGAGCACCAUUCUAGAGCUUGGAAAUUCGAUCCCAUCCGUAUCUGGUGUAAAGGCGCAGAAGGAGCCCCCCAAGCGGUCACGCGGUGUUCAUUUUGAACCUUCGCCCCCACCAGUAAAGGAGUCUCGACAGCCGUCUAUCCCGUGGAAGGUCGACUCGCGUAUUGGCGGGAUGGCCCUUGAUGUUGUUGGAGAGACACAUUACCUCAAGCUAAGGACAACGGCCGUUAAAGUCGUCAGCAGACAGAAGGGCAUCGCGGUACAGAUUGACAAGGCCAAACUGAGUGGGCCCUUGUCUCUGGAGGGCACGAGGGAUGCACCCGCAAAGGUCAACUUCACCAACAUCAGAGUGGAGUUUCUGUUCAGUCCAGAUGAUGAUGAUCUUGACAGGCUACUGUCGUUGAUAACACCAUCAAAAGACAAGUACGAUGAGGAUGAUGAUAUCAUGCUGGACACGCUCCUCCGCCAGCGAAGACAGGGGUCCAUUCUGCGAGCCACCGUCGACGGAGCACGUGUGGCCAUUUCACGCAUCCAAGAUCUAGAGCACCUCUCACAGCUCGGUGACGAACUUGGGAAACUUUCCAAUGUCACCAAGUACUUACCUGAAGAUGAUAGACCAGGUAUCUUGUCACUGGCUCUCGUUCGCGAUUUUGAGGCUAGAAUGCAUGUCGGUGGACAGGUUGGAGACAUCACGGUUCGCCUGAAAGAGGCGGAAACAGCCUACAUUAGUAUUCCCUCACUGGUGGCUGCUCGAUUGGGCUCCAUGACAGUCGUCCGGAAUGAGAUCGAGGAACUGGUUGGGGAAGCACUGCCAUUGCACAUGGCUCAGGCCCAACAUCCGAUGCUGAUGGCUCGUUUUAUUGCCGAUGAGAUGGAACCGACAAUCAAGGUCAAGGUUUACAAUCUUCGUGCAGAAUACACGGUACCAUCAAUGGUUGCAUUUCUCGGUCUGAGUGAUGACAUGACAGCUGGAAAGGUUGCUGAAAAUAUGACCAGCUCUCUGGUAAAUCUUGCCGAUCUACCUCCACCACAUAUUUCCCCAGUCUCUGGUGGACAUGAAAGCCCGAGGGGGCCAGUCAAGCCUAUAAAACUGGCUGUGGUACUGCGUGACAGUGUCAUCGGCUUGAACCCUCGAGGAACGGCUGCCAAAGGACUCCUUGUCCUUACUAAUGCCAAGUUUUCCGGGGCUAUUCACGACCCUGCAUCCUCCGAAGCCACGCUAGAUCUUCGCAAAGCGUCGGUGAUGGUGAUCGAUGACGUCCAGAAUAUUGGAAUCACGGAUAACCCGCGUCAGGGAAGAUGGACAACCCCGCAGAGUGAUCAAGUCCAUUCAUUUAUUGAGAUGGGCUUCGUUCCCAUCUCCUCGAUCUCAUCAGCAACGGCUACCAUUCGAAUCAUGCAGCUAAGCGAAGAUGGUACCAAGUCACUAGAUGUGGAAUUCAGAGAUGACCUCUUAAUCCUCGAAACUUGUGCCGAUUCUACGCAAACUCUAAUCAGCAUUGUGAACGGGCUUCAGCCGCCUACUCCGCCCAGUGUUGCCGUGAAGUACCGCACUGAGGUUCUUCCAAUUCAGGACAUGCUAGCGUCAUUUUCGGGUGAUGCGUUUGCAACGGAUGCAGCUUCGCCUGAGCAUGCUGCCGAAGGGUCUUCCGAUUUGGCCCAACCGGCAAACACAAAAGGGAACCAGAUCGAGGACGAGCUCGAGUACGUGAGCGAUUUCUAUCCGGUCAAGCCGGGGUCUGAAAACGCCUCCUUGCAUGAGAACUUGGCAGGUUCAGGGUCAAACGAGCUUCUGGACAGCUUCCAUUCACAAUAUUACAUGUCGUCAAGUGUUUCAGAGCUUGAUUUCCGCGACGACCACUUUGCCAAACAGUCGGCUGUGGGUGGUACGGCGCACAGGUGGGAUUCCACGCAGAAUACCUAUGGUCUUUCCGAUGACUCGAAGCUCCAGAAGAGCCCUCUGAGGAUCCGGGUGCGCGACGCCCACGUGAUAUGGAAUCUGUUUGAUGGUUACGACUGGCAGCGAACCCGGGACACAAUCUCUAAGGCUGUAAAAGACGUUGAGAAGCGGGCUACGGAAAAACGCGCCAGGGUUGGCAAUCGGGCGUCCCCAGGCUUCGAUGACGACGAGGAGUCUGUGAUUGGCGACUGUCUUUUCAACUCGAUCUAUAUUGGCAUUCCGGCAAACAAAGAUCCGAGGGAACUGCGUCAGGAUAUCAACCGGGGUAUUGAUGAUCUAGCGAGCGAGACGGGUAGCUAUGCCACCACGACAACCGUCACUGGUGCCACUGCGCGACAGAACCACUCUCCCCCGUUCAAGAAGAAGCUGCGUCUAUCCCGGAGCAAGUAUCAUAAAAUGACGUUUGAAUUGAAAGGGAUUUGCGCAGACCUGGUUGUGUUUCCACCGGACUCUGGAGAAACACAGAGUUCCUUGGACGUGCGGAUAAAGGACUUGGAGAUCUUUGAUCAUGUGCCCACGUCGACAUGGAAGAAGUUCGCUACGUAUAUGCACGAAGCUGGGGAGAAGGAAAGCGGCACGAGCAUGGUGCAUCUCGAGGUGUUGACGGUGCGCCCAGUGCCCGAGUUGGCUGCUUCCGAGAUAGUGCUCAAGGCGACUAUCCUCCCUCUUCGGCUACAUGUUGACCAGGAUGCUCUCGACUUCUUGAGCCGUUUCUUUGAGUUCAGGGACGACUCGGCCCCCGCUUCGCCCUCUCCGCAGGAUAUCCCGUUCCUGCAGCGAGUCGAAGUUAAUUCUAUCCCGGUCAAGCUGGAUUUCAAACCUAAGCGAGUGGACUAUGCCGGUCUUCAGUCCGGCCGUACGACCGAGUUUAUGAACUUCUUCGUGCUCGACGGGGCAGACAUGGUGAUGCGCCAUGUGAUUAUCUACGGGAUCGCGGGGUUCGACAAGCUGGGACAGACGUUGAACGAUAUUUGGAUGCCGGACAUCAAGAGGAACCAACUUCCGAGCGUGCUUGCUGGACUGGCUCCAAUCCGGUCCCUGGUCAAUGUGGGUGGGGGCGUGAAGGAUCUCGUUGUCGUCCCCAUGCGCGAGUAUCGCAAGGACGGUCGGAUCGUGCGCAGCAUCCAGAAAGGCGCAUGGUCAUUCGCCAAGACAACGUCGAACGAACUGGUCAAGCUCGGCGCUAAACUGGCCAUCGGCACUCAGACCGUGUUACAGGGUGCAGAGGAAAUGUUGACGAGUCCCAAUGCGCCUGUUCCCGUGUCGGAGGAAGACUCCACCGAUGAGGAAGAAGCCAAGAAGAUCUCGCUGUACGCCGAUCAGCCGAUUGGGGUCGUCCAGGGGCUUCGGGGUGCGUUCCGCGGGCUUGAGCGCGAUCUUCUACUGGCGCGCGAUGCGAUCGUUGCCGUGCCUGGCGAGAUCGUUGAGAGCGGCAGUGCAACGGCGGCGGCCAAGGCCGUGUGGAAGCGUGCGCCGACGGUGGUGCUUCGCCCUGCGAUCGGGGUGUCCAAGGCCGUGGGACAGACGUUGUUGGGGGCAGGCAACACGCUAGAUCCGAGCAACCGACGGAAGAUGGAAGAUAAAUAUAAACGCCAUUAG